AUGGUGGAUAAUUCUUUAUCAGAGGACAAUCCAAGAAAAUUUGAUAGCGAUGUCCUAGAUCAUUCUUUACUAGAAAUAAGUGAUGUAUUAGAUAAUUUGUUAUUAUCAGUACUGUCAGAAGGCAAUUCAUCUGAUAAAAAACAAAUUAAUGAUAAUUUAGAAGAAAAGAGCCAUAAUUCAGUUCAUAUAAAAUCAACAAUGCACUUAUCUGUUCAUGAUAACAACUAUUGUGAAACUGCGCCUGUAUGCGAUGUUGACUAUCGUGAUUUAAAAAUAUUAAGGUUUGUGGCAAACGGAGGCUUUAGCGACGUUUUCAAGGCACAAUGGAAAGAGAAAUUUGUAGCAGUGAAAUACGUUAGUCGUGAAAAUCCUAUACAAUCAAGAGACUUUGACCGCGAGGUGGCUUCCUUGAAAAAGUCUAAGAAUUGUAAAAAAUAUAUCAUCCAAUUCUUCGGAUUAGCUCAAGAAGUCCGAGGUGUACAAGCUUAUGUCGACCCAAUAUUAUUAGACAAAGGCCAAAAUUUUAAUCAUAUAAACGAAAAAUCUUCUGAUAUUUAUAGUUUUGGCGUCCUUAUGUGGGAAAUCUAUACUUGUCGCCCACCAUUUAAUGGUAGACGUGAUAAUGAAUUAUUUUAUAGUCUUUGGAAAGGCCUAAGAGAAAAGCCAGAAAUAGGAAUGCCUUUGGAUUAUAUAAAAAUAUAUGAAAGUUGCUGGGUCCCGGAUCCUUCAAUUAGACCCGAAAUUUCUAAAAUCUUGAAUGAUUUGAAUAAUCUUAGACCAGAACCGAGAGCUGACAGAAUUUAUAUAAUGAGAAAAAAGACUUAUAACAUCUUACCGAUAGAGAUACAAUAUAAUCCGAAAUUGCCUAUAAUCAUUGUAGAAGACAUCGAUGAUAUUAAAAUACAAGAUGAAAACUUCACAAAAAACAUGCAAAUAUUCAAACAUACAACAUCAGAUAUAGAACAAUCUAUCACUUUGGAAACGUUCACACCAUUAUUCGAAGAAGUUUGUCAACUUGAAAAUAAUUUGUUGUCGUUUUGUAACGUGCAACUUAAUACAAAAAUAUUCGAAUCAUUAAGAGAAUGUAUUAUGGAGAUUAGUUACAAUGUAAAGAAACUUAAGCUAAGGAAUAACAUUGAUUCAUUUGCAACAUUAAAGAAUUAUAUUUUCUUUCAAAAGCUUUUGCAAAAUAUUACGAAUAUCAAAGAUUUUAUUUGUAAAGUUUCUCAAAUCAAUGAAUUAAGACCUUAUGUUCAAAAAACUGAUCAUGGUAUUUCAUUAAAACAACUAAAAGAUAAAUAUGAUGCGUUAUUAGAAGAAUUUAAUGAUACAAUGUCGUCUCUUGGGUUUAAAUCUCAAAUAAAUGAACAAGUUGAUGUACUUAAUGAUAUUAAAGAAACAGAGAAGUUUAUCCAAACGUUUCAAUGUAAUUUUAAGGACGAUAACAACACCAUGUUUGAUCUUAUUGACCAGAAAAUUAUUGAUAUUCAGAAUAGUGCUAUUAACGAUUUUCUUAUUCCGAUAAAGUUUUUAAAUGAACUUGAAAAUGAUGAUAUCAGGCACGAAAAAUAUAACUUUUCGUCUGAUUCGCAUGAAAUGAAAAUGUUGCGUAUUCAAAUUGCACUUUUAAAAGAUUUAAAUGGUUUAGCAAACAUAUCAAAAUUUUAUGGAAUUACGAAGGACGAAUCAGGAUCAAUAAGUAUAUAUUCAGAAUGGUCAAAACAUGGAAAUUUAAAAACAUAUUAUAAUCAAUGCAAAUCUUUAAACGUUUCGGUUAAGAAAAAUUUUGCAUUUGACAUAUGUAAUGGAUUGGUAUUUUUAAGUGCCGUGAACAUUUUACAUCGAAAUAUCAAAUCUGAAAACAUUUUGAUCACAAAUGAUCAUAAGGCCAAACUUACAAAUUUUUGUUAUAGCCGAUUAACUGCAAAUGAUUCGAGGAAGAUACACCUCAAAGAUAAUAAAAUAGGAAUAGAAUACGUAGCACCGGAAAUAGUAGAACGAAGCACACACACUCAUUCAUAUCCAGAUUUAAAUCAACUUACAUCUGACAGAAAUUAUGACCGCAGGAGCGAAAUUUAUAG
This is a messenger RNA of Dentiscutata heterogama, 2081 nucleotides long. Lineage: Eukaryota; Fungi; Glomeromycota; Glomeromycetes; Diversisporales; Gigasporaceae. The record is from the annotation of a GenBank genome assembly.